GUCUGCGGUCAGUAACACAGCCUCAUUGCGUGAAGCAGCGUCGCGCGCUUGCAGGGCAUCCGUGCGAGGCAGUGAUCGGCAUAGACAAUACAUACACAUGACUGUGAUAGGCAUUGAGCUCAUAAACGAGCGUGAAUCCAGCCUUCGUCUCACCGUCUGACGACGCACACUCCUCGCGAUGGCCCGCCGGACUCUGUGCACUUGCUACGUUGGGCUGGUUAUCCUAAUAGGCUUGGCGGGACAAGCUCGCAUCGCUGCAGGCCUGGACAAUUCGGCUCGAAUAUCAUCAGGGCUGGGUGCAGACAAGCCGCUGUGCGUCACGAUACGCAGCUUCCCUGGGGACUCGAGCCUAGCAGCAGCGCAGCUGCAGACUGCCUCGGGUCUCCAUCGCUUCACAGCGGAGGAGUGCCAACGGGUGCAGCCGCUGCUGGUGGCGGAGCUUACCAGCGCGGCCGAGUCGUGGGGAAUCCAAGUGACGCGGGCCUUCCGGCCGGUGACAUGCACGGGGGUGGCCAUCUCCGUGUGCGGCGCCGUGUCAGACAUGUCAUCCAUGCGAGCUCUAGGCUCACGUAUGCAGGAUACUUCACCGCGGUACUUCCGUGCCCUGUUCGGCGUCAAACCCUUCGUGACCGAGUGCCCCAAGCAUUACCGUGACGCAAGGCUGGCGCUGGAGGUACUGGCUGCCCGCGGCAGCGCUGACGAGUGCCUGGUGGUGGUGCGGGGGGACGGCUGUGACGCCCUCAUUGCGCGCGACGACAGCGAGGAGGCCUCUGUCGCACCGGUGCAGCUUGUCUCGGGCGGUGAUGCCUCGGACAAGGCGUCGGCCGCUGCUGUGUACGAGGGGGCUGCGCACGUCGCCAACGGCGGCGGCAGGCGGCUGCGGGCGCUGUUCUGGCCCUUCUCCUCGGCGGGCGCUCGCAACCAUCAGCAGUGCGAGCGCAAGGCCUACUCCACGCCCUUUGUGAUGAACCCCCUGGUGGACCAGCUGCCGGCGGGCCCCGCCCCCGGCUCCACCCGCUGGUGCUUCGGCCUGCACCUCAUCUCAGCGCCACCAGGCCAGAGCGACUGCAGCCGCGCGGACGCCCUUGACACGAUGGAGCUUGUCGCUGAUAAGGCGCUGGGCAGCCGUCUGCUGGCCGCAAAGCUGCGGAGCAUGCCGGUGCGCGCUGACGACGCCUCCUCGUCUCCCUUGGUUGCCAUUGAGAAGGACCUGACCACCGAGUGGGUGGCCAGGCUGGCCGAUGCUGACGUCGUUGAGGUGCAGCAGCAGGGCCACUUGCUCCGCAUCAGCGGCCUCAGGCUGCGCUCCACCCAUGACGCCAGCACCACCACCACGCGGCACCAGGUGUGCCUGGAACUUGCGUCCGGGGCGACACUGGCGGACCUGUGUGGGGGCGGCAGCUGUGUGAUGGCACUGCGGGACCCGAGAGGCAAGUGCUGCCCCAGCUACACAGCUGCGGCUGCGGGCCCAGGGCAGCGUGUGGUGGGGACCGCCGGCAGCAGCACUGGGCAGCAGGCACAGCAGCAGAAGCAGCAUGAGGCUGGCGGGCGGAGAAUGGCCCGCUCGGCGACAGAGAAGCUAUAAGCCACAUGCGUGUGGCGGCGGCAGACCGCAAUCAGUUGAGCGGGCGUAGAGGAAUGCCGGAUUGCUGGAGUGAAGCUGUGCGAUGGCGCGGCUGCCUACUGUGUGCUUGUCGCGCGUGAUCAAACACCAACUGGCUGUGAGCAUGCAUUGCGGUUAGGACACCUGGCGACCAGUUCCAUGACAUUCUUUUAUUAUUCACUGGGCCCAGACAUACAGCAUGCGUACUUGAGCUUGACCUCUAAAUUAAUGACCCACUGUUGCUCCUGCAACAAUCGAAUUUGUUGCCGUGUGAUGCAUAUCGGUGGGUGUGUCCCAUACCGGCCCCGUACAGUUUCCAAAUUAACCGCUCGUCCACCGGCUUCCACGCACCCCUGUCGCACUAUGCGGUUCCCUUGCAGUUGUUUAGUCUCCGUUGGUUGGUUUGCCCUGCCUUGGGGAGAGGCGCGUUGGGAGAGGCCGCUGAGGUGGAGGCUAAUCCCGUCCUUGUUAUGGGUGGUUGGAGGUGUGGAACUGUGCAUGGCUUGGAGUAAGGUGGCAAGUGGGGUCAGCGUGUUGCUGCUGCUCAGGGGUGCGACUGCCUAUAGGGAAUGUGUGCAUGUAUUUGCACAUGCAUUCAAGAAAUUGCUCAUCGUGUUUGUCCGCUGCUCGUUGCAUGCCGCAAGUGUAAACCUGGCCUGAAUUUUGGAGCCUGAUGGAAUGUCUUUUGGGUUGAGAUGUCAGCGCGUGUGUGGAACCGUAGGUAGAGGAGGUGAGGACGACGACUGGGUCACCAAAGCUGAGUGAGCCUGUGUGCCUUGCUGAGUUGAGAUACUGAAGUGGCUUGCAGCGUGUUGGGGGCCCUAAACCGUCGGGCAUGAGCCACGUGCAAGGAGGUAGCGAUUGAUUGCGGCGGCUGGUGCGAGCACGCCACGCCGUCCAGGCACCGUGCUUCUCCGUGCCUGACCCGAGGCUGCGGCCGCUUCCGCUGGUGGCCUGUGCCGCAGGUUUCAAUCGGCCCGUACAUACACGUGUGUGCACUAGGGGCUCAUGACUUAACUUCAUCUUAUGCAUUGCUUGACGACCUUUGACGAGUACGGUGCCUAGUGUACUACCGUAUACAGCCGCCCUAGGACUUUGCCUAGGCUAGGUACGUUGCGCACACGCGGCAUGCGGUCCUUUCACUUCUUUGCAAGUUCGCGGGUCGAGGUGACAAAGCUGCUUGCUGCGUCAGGCACCGUGAUGGAUUAUGGGUAGGCAUGCGCAAUGCCGCACAGCCGCAGUCUGACAUGUU
Messenger RNA from Chlamydomonas reinhardtii, 2855 nucleotides. RefSeq lists its product as uncharacterized. Bases 179 to 1585 code for a protein of 468 amino acids. The transcript is spliced from 7 exons. Lineage: Eukaryota; Viridiplantae; Chlorophyta; Chlorophyceae; Chlamydomonadales; Chlamydomonadaceae. The record is from RefSeq and is a predicted model, not a curated record.